Molecule: messenger RNA, 1113 nt
Organism: Pseudozyma hubeiensis SY62
Lineage: Eukaryota; Fungi; Basidiomycota; Ustilaginomycetes; Ustilaginales; Ustilaginaceae
Exons: 1
Coding region: 1-1113 (370 amino acids)
Biological process (GO): cardiolipin biosynthetic process
Cellular component (GO): mitochondrion; membrane
Molecular function (GO): cardiolipin synthase activity
Source: RefSeq, a predicted model, not a curated record
AUGGUGCUCAAUGUCGGGCUGAUGUGGUCUGCGACGCCGGCAAGAAGCGUCGUGGCAGGCAAGACAGCGUCCGCAAUACCUUCUUUCUUCAGGACGCCAUUGACGAGGAGAUGCUUCUCGACAGCUUCGCAGCCGAGUAGGUUCCGCAGUGUACCACAAGCGACUGCAUCUCACCAGCCAUCAUCAGUAUGGACAACAACUGCUGCGCUGACAGCUACACCCUUGCGGUCGUUGGCCAAUAAGCCUUGGUCUCUAUCUCAAGCACGCUGCUUCUCUUCAUCAUCCCUAGCGAACGACCAACCUUCAUCGACCCCGACACCCAAGCCUUCCCCUGCAUCGACCCCAGCACCACCAUCAAAACCUGCCCUCUCCGAAGACAUCCUGACGAUCCCCAACCUGCUCACCAUCUCGCGCCUCCUCGCCACCCCGUACAUCGGCUACCUCGUCGCGACGCACCAGUUCGUCCCCGCGUGCACCCUCCUCUUCGUCGCCUCGCUCACCGACCUCCUCGACGGCUGGCUCGCGCGUCGAACCAACCGCUACACCGUCUUCGGCUCCAUCGCCGACCCCGCUGCCGACAAAGCUCUCGUCACCACCAUGGUCAUCUCCCUCGCCGUCUCCGGCAUGCUCCCACUCUCCAUCGCCGCCAUCAUCAUCGGCAGAGACGUCGCCCUCGUCAUCUCGGCCUUCAUCAUCAGGUAUCGCACUUUGGAACCUCCAAAGACGUUCACGAGGUACUUCAAUCCGAGGUUGCCGAGCGCCAGUGUCACGCCGACACAGAUCAGCAAGUACAACACGUUUCUGCAGCUCCUGCUGCUGGGCUGCUUGACGCUGUACCCGAUCUUGUUCCCCGACCAGCGUUCGCCCGGGUUGAUGUUGACGGAAGCGAAGGAGGAAGCCAGCAGUCCGUACGGGGAUGCGAUCGCAAGAGCAAAGAUCUGGAUCGAUCCUUGCAUCACAGCGUUGAUGUGGAUCACAGCUGCCACCACCAUCUGGUCCGGCGUCGGGUACCUGGGCGGCGCAGGUUCCGCAAAGGUACUAGCAGCCAGAGCUCAGACCGCCUCCCAAAAGGUCAAGAGCUCGCUCAACAAGCCUCCUCCACCUUCGUCAUAA